CAAUCGUGGUGAAUGUUACGUGCCUAAGUGAAUAACGUCAUGUUCAAGACAGUACUAUGCGGCAUUUAUUUAACGACUGGCAUUGUGCUGCUAUUUGUCUUUGUUAUGCUAUGUGUUUUGAGCGAGAGUAUGAGAUAUCGAGUGAAAUUUACUUUCUUCAUAGUAGCAAGUGCGUUAGCUGCGGGAUUAUGGAUACCGUUUAUGCUAUUCCGUGUUGGCAGCUGGAGAAACGCGUUAGUGCCGGCCAGGUGCGUGGUAACAGUAGCAAAGAUCAUUGGAAUGAAUUUCCAUUUUCGCGGCAAAGAGAAUAUUGUCAAAGAUUCAGGCUGUAUCGUACUCAUCAACCAUCAGAGUUCAUUGGAUCUUUGCGUUUUAGGUGAACUAUGGUUGGCGAUGGAUAAUUGCACCGUUAUUUCGAAGAAGGAGAUUUUGUAUCUUGGACCAUUCGGUCUUGCGUGUUGGCUUUGGGGAACGUUGUUCAUUGAUAGAAAAAAUGUAGGAGAAUCAUGCCAAAUUAUUAAUGCUACAGCGAAAUCAAUUCGUCUGGCGAAGCGGAGGCUUCUUCUAUUUCCCGAGGGACACCGUCAUUCAGGUAAUUCAUUGCUUCCUUUUAAGAAAGGUGCUUUCCAUGUCGCGAUUGAAUCUCAAAUGCCGAUUCAACCCGUUAUUGUGUCAAAAUAUUACUUCCUGGAUGACAAAUUAAAAAGAUUUUAUUCAGGAAGUAGUUAUAUUACUGUUCUACCGCCUAUUCCUACCGUGGGUAUGACCAAAAACGAUCUACCAAAGCUCAUGGAGCAGGCAUAUAAAAUUAUGAAUAAAACUUUUGUGGAAUCGUCGACGAAGUGCCUCGAGGAACAAAUACAAAGUUUGAAGUGUGAAUGAUAGGAGUAACAUAAAAC
This is a messenger RNA of Trachymyrmex septentrionalis, 899 nucleotides long. RefSeq names its product 1-acyl-sn-glycerol-3-phosphate acyltransferase alpha (gene Agpat2). Gene Ontology annotation, molecular function: 1-acylglycerol-3-phosphate O-acyltransferase activity. The record is from RefSeq and is a predicted model, not a curated record. Gene Ontology annotation, cellular component: membrane; endoplasmic reticulum. Gene Ontology annotation, biological process: phosphatidic acid biosynthetic process. Bases 40 to 882 code for a protein of 280 amino acids. NCBI's taxonomy places the organism in Eukaryota, Metazoa, Arthropoda, Insecta, Hymenoptera, Formicidae. The transcript is spliced from 6 exons.